GGCGCAAAAUUCAUCCGUAUUGGCAUUAUAGCUGAUGUUAGUUCGUGAUGAAAGCCCUAAGUCUACUUUUUAACCCUUACCAUCAAUUGUAAAUGAGAAUUCUAACUGCUUUAUAUCCCUCAUUUAGUCCUAAUCAGUAGGUGUCCACCCUCAGGGUCACUUCAGCUUCGCUCAAACAUCGUCCGUAAAUUAUACUCUCACCCCAUUUCUUCUAUUAUCAAAUUAUGAAUGCAUUCUGUGUACUUUUAUUGUUGUUCUUUCCGCCGGAUUCUUCCACACUGCACCUCACGCUCUAUCACACAUGGUAUCUUCAGGAUGGACAUGUCCAUUCUGGUGGUCUUGGAAGACCACAAAAUACUGAACACUGCGUAUUUUACCCUCUUUCGCCGAAACAUUUCCUUAAAAAACUAUAAGCCGAAGGCGAGAAAUUUAGUUCUUGACUGAAUUUUCACUGCCUCCGUCCUUUCCUUUUUGCUUGGGUUUCAGUGGUCACGUUUAGGAGCAGGAUAUGUUCUUAGGUAUAUGAUUUAUAAGUGGGCUUUAAGGUUUGGACUAUGGAUUAUGUCAUAUGUUAAUUGAAUUCAAACUCAAUCUGGAACUUCGGUCGUAACUCCAACGGCUAAGAACCAUUAGAUAACUUAGAUAAGCUCAUUAAUCAUGUAAAGCCAACAUAUUAGUAGUUGAGUCCUUCAUUUUUUUAAAAUUGUGUACUAGUCAUUUAUAUUCUCUGAUGGGCUAAGGCGGGUAAAUAUAUUAAAGUCUUUCUGUUUACUUUAAAUUUACUACUAAACUGUACAUCCUAAUCCCAAACCUUACAUCCUAGUAAUUAAUCAAAUUCUAAUCUUAAAUCUUAUCUUAAUCCUAAUUAUUAAAUCCUGAUCGUAAAUUCAUUUAAGAGUGACAUCUCUAGGCAGUUGGCAGUAUUACUUUGUCUGCGUGAAAACUAUAACAUCAUUUGGAUCGACACAAUUUAGUUAUGUUCUAUUCACUGGAUCAUAAUGAGAUCAAAAAGGUAUCCGGAACUUAUCCCUGAAGGGUUUUAGUUUCAAUAUUAAAGUUCUUCAUCAAAGUCAUGGAUUCUGUCUUCUAGUUAUCUGUUGAAUUGCAAGUUUACAACACUAAUAAUUGAUGUUCAUCUAGGUUUUCCAAAGUGCAUAAAGUUGUCCACACAUCAUUCCCUAAAAUCCAGUGUUAUUUUUUUGUCUCUUAAAUGCUUUCUUGUUUUGUUCUAAGUUGUUUCAAAUCAAACAUCAUUAUAAUAUGGAUAAUGCAGAUGCUAAAGGAUCUCAACGUCUCAACCCUUUUAAUUGUAAUACAAACGAACAGCAGAGUCUCAUAUCUGCUCUAUAUGAUGCCCCAACCCUCACAAAUUCCAGAGUGAAAGGUUUUUUAGAAUAUCUAUCUAGCGAUUAUUUCAGCAUACCCUUCGCACGCAUCAACGAGAAUUCAUCAGUGGAGGAGUUGAAGGAUGCAAUUCUCAAAUGCAAACAUAUGUUCUUGGCUUUAUCUAACGAGUCGUCGGGAAGAAAAGAUCGCAUAUUAGAUCGGUUGAUUCAAUUAAGGAGGAUUUUACAGGAUGUUAAGGAGUUCUCAGGUGUGUCGACGAAACCAAGUUCCUGUUAUUUUGGAUCUUCACCUCGUUUUUCAGAGCUAUAUUUAUUAUCACGUAGCUUAUCUCAGGUGUCUCUGCCAUGUUUGCCUUACCGAAUUAUGGGUCCUGAGGGUUCACGUCCAUCUAUGCACCAGACUCCUUUCCCUGGUGGUCACGAUUUCCAAAGUGUUUCUGCGAUGCGUCAUCUGGGUGGAACGUGCGAAUAUUGUAGGCACUCAAUUCGUGGUCCGGUUGGCAAAAUAUUACGUUGUCAGGCAUGUGGUGUUAUGUGUCAUUUUGAUGGAUGUCUUAAUAGCCUAACACGUCGGUGUCCAGGUGCAUUACUUUUUCCUGGUACUAGUACUAAACACUAUAUGGGAUGUCGGCGUUUGCGAACGGAAAGUGAAAGCGGCACUCAUAAUAAUCCAAAGUUUCAUCUUACUGGAGUUAAUUUAUUUGAUACUAGACGUCGUAUUUCAUUUAAACAUUUGGAAGUUUCCAACUUAUCUUUUCUUUCGGCAGAUCUAACUUUACAAUCAUGGACUUGUGCAGAAUGUAUGAGAUCCAUUGAUUUUACACCAUCAUAUACAGUUUUAUCAGGACGUUUGAAUACACGUAAUCUGGGUAAAACGAUCAAUGAGGUCAUUGAAACGGGUAUUGGUGUACUUAUUGGAAAAGCUUUUCAAGAUAUAUUACCAAAACACAACUCUAUAGAUCACGUGACGUCUUACCUAAGUUCUCAACAAUUGUCUUUGCCUACCUAUUUAUUGAAACCUAUUUCUACAGGACCAUCUGUAGUAGGAUCCAAUCAAUCAACUGAUAACCUAAAAAAAUAUGCUGCUUUUGCUUCUCAUAGCGCUUCUGAACCAAUCCAAACAUGGUAUGACGCGUUUGUUAUGGAGGCAUUUGGAAAAGUCAGUCGUCGGAUUUCAUCAUCCUUAUUUAUCAAAACUCAAAACGGACGCUUAACGAUAGAUAAACAAGCAAGUGAGCUAAAUGUAUUAGAGAAUUAUGCUGCAGACACUGCAUGCACUAUGGAUUCUGCUCGUUUAUGCUACUACUCAGGAUAUUUUUAUUGUUCUAGGUGUCAUUGGGGAGAUACUCACCAAAUUCCAGCUUGGAUGUUUGUUUUGGGUGAUUAUGAACCUAAACCGGUAUGUCGAACCGCGUAUUUGUGGCUAAAUUAUGCUUGGUCACGCCAUUUAUUCCGCGUUCCUGUAUCGUGGUAUUAUCAUGAACCGUUGGCCAGACAAGUAUGUUCUAUUCGUACUAGGAUUUUCAGACUACAACCAUACUUCAAUAUAUGUUCAGGUGCAAAACUCUGCAGUUUAGAUUUUGAAAAAUAUGGUCUUGAGUGGUUUCUUGAGCAACCGUAUACAUUCACCAUGGAUUUAAUAAGUCAAGUAUUGAAUGGGAAACUGAUUGUACAAUUGACAAAUUUCUUAUCUAAAGUAAACGAACACAUUGAGCAAUGUCAGGUAUGUGAAACUCACAUUCCGAGUUAUUGUGUAGUUUGCAAUGAGGGGCCUACACGCCCAUAUCAUAUGAAAAUGGCGUUUUGUAAUCGAUGUAAUAAAUCGUGUCAUCGAUCUUGUUUGUCCGUGCCAUUACCCAUUUGUCUGAAAGAUACCCCAUUCUAUGUGGAGAUCAUUAGAACGUACGGAUUAUCCGAAUUAGGUUUUGACUGGAAUGAAGCUGAGGAUGAGUGGAUUGAAGUACUUUAUCCUUCCUUAUGUGUGCUAUGCAAACAAUGUGGUUUGCACUGAACUAACAUCAUUGUUUAAUUCGAUGGACAGAUUUUUCAGUCAUAUUCGUGUUAUCCUCGAACACUGUUUUCAUGCACUUCCAUUUUUCGAUUGCAUAUUUUCCAAGAUAUCGCUGUGUAAUUUCUUGAUUCGAUGAAUUUGUAUAUAUUUGGGAUAAACCUUCUUGUAGGUAUGCAUGAAUAUGUAGUGUUUUGUCUCCUUAAUUCUACAUUUACUUUCACUGAUUUCAUAUUGUUUUUCGUAACUGUACUUAAUAAUUUUGAUUUAAUGCACUCCAAUAAAGUAAAUAUUAUGGCUGCUAGUAGACAUUUGUUCACAUUUGUGCGUUCGUUGCUGUCGCAUUAGAGUAUUUCACUUUAUCAUGAGUCACGUGAUCUGUGUUGACAUUUCUGACAGUUUACAUACUUUCCAAUCUAGAUGCUAAUAAUGUUUUUAUCGAAAACUAUCCAGUUAUGACUGCAACAUGUGAUUCCUAAUACUAAGUUAUAUGCAUUUGUAUAUUUAUAUAUUUUCGAAGCUCUAUCCACAAGUCACAGAUUUUCAGUAGUUUUCGCUUAUUAUAUAUUAAUUGUGUUUAUUAUGAAUCGCUCCCAAAUGUCCUGGUUCGGCUGAGGUGGGGAGAGUCCGCUCUGCCUCUCGAAAUUCUCUCACAUAGCCACGCAUAUGCAGCCACUUCCAAUGAAGUCCUACUCACUGCUUUCUCGUGGCGGCGGUGUUUACGAAAUUGAGAGGACGAGAAACGAAUUUCUGGUGCUUUAACCGGGUCGAUGAACAUAGAACGUUCACCUAGGGAGUUGGAAAACCGUGAUUUCAAACCAAUGGCGCACAUGGAUCCCAGAGUCGUGAAAGAACGAAUAGCGUACGAAGCUUUUGUUGGUCACCAGCUAUCAUGGGGUCGUGUUUCCUAACGUUGCUCCACUACCUUGUGGAUUGAACCUCUAGGUCAAAGGCUCCGGGUGUUGCUCCUUAAGAAAAUCACCUGCUUCGAUCUGGGCACCCGGGCAGUAUCACAGCCUAUACACAAAUCAGGUGACUUGUGUGGUUCAUAUGUAUUCGGUGCCCUUUUGUAUCAAUAUUUAUGUGUUCAAAUAAAUAAGUAAAGUUAGUAUGAACUGGAUGCUGAAGUAUACUUUCAUUUUUGACAGCACCAGAUGUCACUUAUCUACCUAGGCAGAUUUGCUAGUAGCUACUUGAAACCUUUUUUUCUACAAUCACAAACAUUAUUUGCAUUCUCGUUGAUAUUAUUAUUUAAGUCGUUAUUUAAACACAUACAUUAAGCUUACAGUUUUGGUCGACUAACUGACUAAGUUUAAAAUAGGGUGAAUCCGUUUGUUUUUCACAUUUCCUAGAAUAUAAUACAAAGGCAAUAAAGUGAAUAAAAUUAUAAGUUAUGAUGAAAUACACCAAGAAUUGAAUGGUUCCUAAUUACUCCUAUUCUCCUAACAUGGAUCAGAUGCUCUAGAAUAACUAAGUCAACUACGAUAAUGCAAUGAGAAGACGAAGUUUAUCAGAAUUAUGUGAUAUAUUUGCGCAAUACAUUUUGAACAAUCUGAUUACACAUAUACUUGUUAAGACAUUUUUAUAUGAAAAUUAAAAGGCCAGCUAGACAGAUUAAAGGUAAACCGUAACAAAAUAAUAAAUUACACAAAAUCAAUGUGAUUACCACUCUGGAUAAUAAGUCAGUAUUACCAGAGUGAGUUAAGGACAAAUUGUUUUUGAACGCAUGAAGAGGGUUUCAGUUUACGUAUAGCCGAGGCUUCACUAAACCUUAGUUUAUGUCCUCUAAGGCUUUUGUAUAACACUACAAAUGCUGAUUUGAUGUCAAACUUAUGACCGGUCUCAAUCAAAUGUUUCGCAAUG
Molecule: messenger RNA, 5217 nt
Organism: Schistosoma bovis
Lineage: Eukaryota; Metazoa; Platyhelminthes; Trematoda; Strigeidida; Schistosomatidae
Source: the annotation of a GenBank genome assembly